Molecule: messenger RNA, 4727 nt
Organism: Prorocentrum cordatum
Lineage: Eukaryota; Dinophyceae; Prorocentrales; Prorocentraceae
Source: the annotation of a GenBank genome assembly
AUAACGCGUUAUAUGUGUGUUCCCCGCUCAAGUUCUUUGGCUCGAGCAUGCUCGCGGGGAGUCCCGCGACCGAGCCCGAGGUUUUCUUCGUCGGUUCCCCGCGCGGCAGCAGCGCGGGCCAUUCGAGCUGCUCGACUGGUUCCUCGUGGGAGCUGAUCGAGUGCGGCUCCUUCUCCGAGGGCCGGGCGCUCGACCCGCGGGGCUGCGCGCCGGAGGGCGCAUGCGAGACGGCGCGUCUUGGCUGCGGCUCGCUCGGGCUGCUGCUGCGGUCGCUCUUCGCCUUGGUGAGCGACUCGAUCGUGGCUCAGGAGGUUGACGAGGAGCUGGACGUGAUCGAAAUUCACAUGCCAGUGGAGCCAUGGUCGCGCAGGUUCUACCGCAAGACGGCGACCGACGAAGUGGAGGUGCAAUUGGUGAGGCGCAAGAACGGCAACAUCUGGGCAGUGCUCACCCCGGACCUUGGACUCGGGCUGAUCUGCAUCGCCGCGAAGGCGUCCAUCUUCGCGGACCCAGUGGCAGUGAUUCGCUGGAGGCCAGUGCUGCCUUUGAGCGCGUCCCAGCGCGAUGCCUACCUCCAGCAGGCGACGGAAGGCUUGCGUGCAGGGGCGGUUCCGACGCUCCAGCUCUACCGCCGGGGUCGUGCUGGUCAGCAGGCGAUCGCGGUGAACGUGCUGCAUGCCCUGUUCAGCUCAGGGGAGGUGUGGGUGGCGUUCGUGAGGUACCUGGUCGCGGCGAAGGAUGCUUUCGUGGAGAGCUCGGACGUCGUGCAGGAGUGGCUGAGCUACCUCGUGGCGUGGAAUGAGUGGGCUCAGAAGCUCAUGCCGCUGCUGCGCUGGCUGGCCAUGAUCGUCGCGAUGGUGCUCCUCACGGGCUGGGCGGCGCGCGAUGUGUCCGACCACGCGGAGCCGGGAGAAUCUUCGAUCGGAUCGUCCUCGGCCUCGAGUGUGGACGUGUCCGUCGGUCACGCGUCGUCCAUGCAACCGCCAUUGCCACCGCCCUUGCAGCCUCCUGGCGUGGACUCGUCGGCUUUGGCCGCCCAGCUGAGCGACCUCGCGGAGUCCCAGAAGGCCAUGAUGGAGGAGAUCAGCGAGAUGAGGACGGCAAAGCGGACCAGGGAGUUACGUCGAGGCGUGCUGAAGUCCUCUCUCGAAUCGAGGGAUCGUUCGGCGGUCGAGGCCAACCGUCAGGUCAUCGAGGGCAUGAUCGCUCGUCUGGACAAGUUCGAGGCAGUGGAGCUGGCCAUCAAGCGGAUGCGGUUCAAGGCCCAGCUGCCGCAGCAGGCGUUCAUGGAGCAGCUGGAGGAGUAUCAGGCGAUCCCCGCCGAGGAGUGGAACAAUCGCACACCCGAGGGGUAUCGGCAGCGGAUCUCCGCGGAAGUGCUGUCGGAGAUCUACUCCUCUGGGAAGACGGCGGAAGGAUGGGCUCGGGACUUCUUCUGGGAUCGAGGGUUGACAGAGUGCAAUACGGCUCGAGAGAUGAUCGCGGCGUUCGCGGCGUUGGACACGAUGCUGAUGACGGAUCGUCAGAAGGGGCUGCUCAAUCUGGUGAGCUUCGAACGCCUGGUGCGCAAGGGGUACGCCAUCGUGCGAGCAUAUCGCAAUGUGAACUACCGCGACGACUGGAGCCGCCCCAAGGACGCCAAGGGCUGGAAGUCAAAGGUGGACUGGGAGGCGGCUCGACGGCUGGAUCCCCAGCUGGCGGACGAGAGCAGGAUUCGGGUGAUGAGUGCCGAGGAGGAGGUGAAGAAGGCCAUGGUGCGGGACGCUCAGCUGCUGAAGGCGCGCGCCGACCUGGACAGGAGCUCGGUGGUGUUGUUCUCGCGUCCGGAGCGCCCGAGCUCGACGUCUCGUCGGGUACUGUCGCGAUGGAAGGAGGAGGUGGAGACGCUCGGGCGAGCCAACCGCUCUCUCUUGGCGCUGCGUCAACUCUACCGCGGGAGCUUGGACGACAGCCCCCUGGAGCUGGCCGAGUGCUGGGGACCGGGGGCUAUGCCCGACAACCUGGACGGGGACCGCUCUCGGCGGGUGCUUGGGGAAAAUCGUCGCCAGCAACCGCCGCCGACGACGCCCAGUCAGGGAGCCGCGAUACUGCGGCUGCGCCCGGCCGCCUCGGCGGCGGGCAGUCAGUCCCAGUCGACCUUCAAGCAGAGGUUGGCCGAACUUCGGAGGAGGAGUGCUGGCAGGAGUGUGCGGCUGCCAGACAGGGGCGAGACCUUCCCCGCCCAGUGGGAUCGGGUCGCUCUACCUCCCCCGGGGACCAGACCUGUGAGUGCGAGGUCUGUGUCGCCGCGGGUGGCACCGAAGUUGGAGAAGUUUCGGGGGGGGAUGCUGAGGGGGGACGGCGACGCUUGCGUGCUGGCCUGCGAGGUGCGCAACGACGUGGGCCCUCACUUUCGAAAGAAGAAGAAUAAGAAAAAGAUGCUGCAACUAUCACGAAGGAGGGCCCUGGCGGGGAUGCUGUGUCGUACACCCGAGAAGGUAGACGAGGUCGGGCUGUUCUGCGUAAAGAAGAAGGCCGACCUGAUCAACGAGGAGCCAGAGGUGACGCUCCGCCUGGUGUUCGACCAGAGGCGCUGCAACACGCGGUGGCGGGCUCCACCGUGGUGUGCGAUGGGCGGGGUGAGUGCGAUGUCGUUUCUGGACGUGUCGGAGGAGGUGAAGGAGGGCGGGGUGACCAUGCGCUUUGGCACGGGCGACCUGCCCGACUUCUACUACAAGCUGGAGCUGGGAGAGGAGAUCGCGCUCUACUUCGUGCUGCCUGGCGUUUCGGGGGGCGAGCUGGACGCGGUGCUGCCCGAUGGUUCGCGGUCGCCUGGGAGCGGCGCCUACGUCGGGGUGGAGGUGGCGCUCAUGGGCCUCUCGUGGGCGUGCUGGGUGGCUCAGACGACGAUUGAGGACAUCUUCAACGUGGGGCCGCAGGCUGGGCUGCCGUCACCGUCGGAGGGUCAGCGUCUCGCCGAAGGCGGGCCUUUGCCCCGGCUCAGCCGGGAGGUGCCAGCGGCUCACUACGAAUACAUCGACGACUUCGGCAUCAUCGGGCUGGACUACCCUGCGCUGCCGGGCCAGAAGGAGGUUACGACGGUGGAGGAGGUCUGGCUGGGGGCCAAGGAACUGGUGAUGGCUGCGGGCUUCAAGGUGCACAAGGAUGCGUGCUCCUCGGCAGCUCGCAUGAUCGGGGGCGACUUCGAGGGUACUCGGCUGGCCCCGAACCAUGACAAGAUGUGGCUCGCGGUCCUCGGCAUCCAGGGGAUCCUGAUCAGCAAGUGGGAGUUGCCCGACUCGAUCGCGCGGAUCGUGGGCAUCCUGUGCUGGGGAUUCUUGAUCUGCCCGAGGGCGCUGAGUAUCUUCUCGGAGGUCUACUCGUGGUGCAUGAAAUUUCGCGGUGGGCCCAGGCGCGAGGUGCCGCGGGAGGUGCUGAGAGAGUUGGCAGCAGCGGCGGCCAUCGUCCCCCUGAUCGCGGUCGACCUGGCGAUACCCUGGAACCCCACCGUGAUGAUGAUCGAUGCCAGUCUGUACGGAGGGGCCAUCAUCGCCACCUCGAGCACCGUGGGCGAGGCUUUCAGGCGCGUGGGCAACGACGUGGAGUUGGGCACGCGCGCUCGAGUGCCGCCUGUGCACGAGUGCUGGGACGACAUCACCCGAUGGAGGGAGGUGGUGCGCUGGCGCUGGGAGGAGAAGGAGCACAUCAACUUGCUGGAGAUGCGCACGGGUGUUGCAGCGGCGAGGCAUUCAGCUCGCAGUCGGGCGAGCUGGGGGAAGAGGCACCUGCGGAUCAUGGACUCGAUUGUCUGCCUCGGCGGCUUCAGCAAGGGCAGGUCCGCGAGUCGUCCGAUCCUGAUCCUCUGCCGCAGGAUGGCGGCCCUUGACCUCGGCUGCGGCAUGCGCGAGCACUGGCGCUGGGUGCCUUCGGAUCGCAACCACAGCGAUUGGCCGAGCGAGAGACUUCGACACCGCGCUCAGCACCGCAAGAUGGGCAACACGCGCCGUAGGAACGAGUCGGAGCGUGUGAACUCCCUGGGCCUGUCGCGGCAGGAGGGGCCGACUCGGGGGCUCGCCCUGCUCCCGUUCGGUCGAAUCGUGCUCUACGUGCCUGACACCGACUGCAUGUGGCAGAAGAAGGUGAGCCUCAACCGCUCGAGUUGUGGGCCGUGCUGGACGAGGCCAUUGAGGUUGGCCGGGAACCAGGAGGCCACCGAUGCCGCCGAGGUCGCCCUCGACGCUCACCUCGGGUCCGCGGAGCUGUUCGGCCUGCGAGCGGCCGACGUCGUGAUCGACGUCGACUCGGCGGGCGAGCAGGUCGUGGCCCUUCGGCUCGGAGCGCCCGAGCGCGGCGAGCGGGCGAAGACGGGCACGAGGCAGGGCGUGCUGAUCGACCGCGCGCACGUGGCCGACAUGCUCGUGCGGAGGAAAGCCGAGAGGGCGCCGUCGGACCGGGUCUUCGCCUGCUCGGUGGACGCCUCCCGCCGCGCCCCGAAGCGGGCCUGCGACGACGUCGGCGUCGAGCGCUUCCCGCCACACGCCGCCAGGCACUCGGGGCCAAGCCACGACGCGGCGACCAGCUACAGGACGGAGUGGGCCAUUCAGCGGCGCGGGCGAUGGGCGAGCGAGAAGAGCGUGCUCAGGUACAUGAAGACGCACGUUCUGGUGGCUGCUCGUGCCGCGCUUCCGCCCGAAGUGAUCGAGCGGGGCGCCAGAUUGCUGGGGAAGAAGGACGUCCGCCCGCUGAAG